Messenger RNA from Trypanosoma rangeli, 1080 nucleotides. RefSeq names its product ribosome biogenesis protein NSA1. The coding region runs from base 1 to 1080 and encodes 359 amino acids. Gene Ontology annotation, biological process: ribosomal large subunit biogenesis. Gene Ontology annotation, molecular function: protein binding. Gene Ontology annotation, cellular component: nucleolus; preribosome, large subunit precursor. The record is from RefSeq and is a predicted model, not a curated record. Lineage: Eukaryota; Euglenozoa; Kinetoplastea; Trypanosomatida; Trypanosomatidae. The transcript has a single exon.
AUGGCGUGUGUUACGGGGGAUGAUACUGGCUUAGUUAAAGUGUGGGAUGUUUCAAGAAGUUUGGGCGCCACUGUAGCCUUUUCCUAUGGUGAACAAAGCAGAAAAAGAGGUAUUGCUGCUAUGUGUUGGAUGGAUAACUCAACGACAAAACUUGUUUUUUCUAUGAAUGAUGGAGUUGUUUCGGUGUUGGAUUUAGAAGAACGCGUUUUGAUGCAGUCGAAGAAUAUGCGACUUGUCGCUGGCUUACCUAGCGGUCUUGCAUUUGUGAAGGAAAAACUUGUAAUGGCGUCUAACGAUGGCAAAAUAUUAAUUGCUGAUGAGUCAUUUGAAGGUUCGAAUAUCUUUGAAUGUAAUGGCCCCGUCGAAGCGUUUCAUAUUCAUCGAAAAUUUGGUAUGUUUGCUAUGGGAGGCAAGGAUAAUGAUCUUUGUGUGUAUGAUGUUUCUGCACAAAACGUUUCGGUUCCUGUGUUUAAGGCGAAAAAUGUGCGGGAUCAUGUUUUGGAUGUGCCAUAUCCUGUGUAUGUGGCUGGAGCAUGUAUCAUUAAUCCGUUUGUAUUCUGUACGACAACAGCCUAUCAUCAAGUUCGUUUCUACGAUCGUCGAAGUAGUGAAAGGCCGGUACAAGAGUAUCAGAUUAGCCGUGAAAUUGGGCGUAGACCAACUACGCUAAUGCAGUGGAAUUGCAAUAAAUUUCUUAUAGGAGAAGCAAGUGGGGAUAUACAUUUGUAUGACACACGGCGUGGCUUUGCAUCUAGAGCCAAAUUGCGAGGUGGUGUUGGAAGUGUAAGAAGCAUGACAAAGCAUCCAGCUGGUCACCAGCUUCUUGGUGUUGCGGGGUUGGAUCGCAAAGCACGAAUAUAUCAUGUCCCGACAGGAAAAUUGUUGAUGACAAUGUAUGCCAAGCAAAAAGUGUCGAGUAUUCUUUUUGAUAGGCAUUUACCGCUUGCAGAUAAUAUGGGGGCCUUCAGUGGUAUUGCAAACUCAAAGCAACCGAGUAAAUUUUCUACACUUGGUGAUGAGGUGUGGGAUAACAUGGAUCCUGUGGUGGAUGACAUCAAUGAGGGAACUAUUUCCUUGUAG